CGACUUGAAAUAAUAUUGAAAAUCUGGAAAACCUUUUGUUCCCUUUCGGUAGGAAAAGGGGACACGCGUCACUAACCCAACAUCUCAAUUGACACACUCCAAUUCCACUCUCUCUUCCUUUCUCUUUUCUUCUCCUCGCUUCAUUUACUUCACUCUCUCUCUCUCUCCAUCCAAAAGCCACCUUCUUUUAUCACAACUUUGCCUUCCUCACUUUCUUCACAAAUAGAACAAACCCAGAAAAAAAAUAAUAGAAAAAGCCUAGAAAAAUAAAAAUGGCGGAUAUAAACCCAUCGGACGGUCAGCUAAACGGCGUCGUCGGACCCCUCGUGGUGGCUUCAUCUGAGACCGUUGGAUCGAAACGCCAGAGACGUCCCAGCGUUCGAUUAGGCGACAUCGGCGGCGACCAACCCUACGAUUCUCAUAUUCGAAGACCCUCGUCCUCUUCCGCCGCCGCCGCGGCCGGCGUCAAGCAAUGGAAACACCAACCCCAUCAUUCCUUAAAUCCCUCUGUCGCCGCUGCAAGUACUAAAUCGUCCAAAACUCGCGCUCUAACCAAUCUCAGCACUGACUUCAACACCAACAACGAAACCUUCGAUGACGAAAGGGAUGCUAACAACAAUAACAGCAAUUUAGAUAGCGUCGCUAUUGGUAGCUGGAGAGUCAAAGAUUUCAAGAAACGGGGCUCCGCAACGAAAAGGGUCCGAUCCAAUUGGGUUUCCAAAAUCGACGAUUCCGGCGGCGGAGGGGGCGGAAACAUCAGCAUCAACGGCAGCAAAAACAACGCUAACAACAAUAAUGUGGAAACAGAGGACAAAUACAGUGCCGGAGAAGAUAACGAUGAUUUCGACAUGGAGAACUCCGAAAGCCCCAUGAAAGAGCGGAGUCCGAUUCAUUCGUUGGAUAAUCUGGGUGUCGAUGGCAGUGAAAGGGAAGUUCUUUAUCAUGGGAGUAGUCAAAGGAGACCAAUUCGGACUAGGGUUUCGGACGGGGUGGAGUUAUCUGGGCCGUCUGAUACCGACAUUCGGCAGUGUGGGGAAGAUGGGGUUAGGAUAUGGUUGAACAGUUUGGGGUUAGGAAGGUAUGCCCCGGUUUUCGAGAUCCAUGAAGUGGAUGAUGAGGUUUUGCCUUUGUUAACAUUGGAAGAUUUGAAGGAUAUGGGAAUAAAUGCAGUUGGUUCUAGAAGGAAAAUGUUUUGUGCGAUCCAGAAGCUUGGGAAAGGCUUUUCCUGAGGUUUUUCAUGAUGGUUAUAGGGUUUUUGAAAGGAGAAACUUAUCAGCCAUGGCAAUGAAAUUGUCCAUAAAUCUCCAUCUUGGUGAGGCAGUGUUAAAACUGGUUCCUGCAUAGUGGCUUGGCAAAGUAGUAUAGCUCCAAUUGUACGCAAGUGCCAAUGGGAGCCAAUGAAUGGAGUAGGCUGAGGCUAGCCAAAACAUGAAAGGAGACGCCGUGCAUCAAUGUUUCUCGAGUCCAGUAACAAAAUUCUUGCCUCAAAGGAAUUUCCUUCUUCAUGUGCUUGUGCAUGUAAUAAAAUUUGCUGUAAAUUUGUUAGUGAGCCGAUCAUAAUCAUCUAAAUUAUUCUUUUGGCAGAUGAUGAUUUUUCUUAGUUUAUUUAAUGAUUCGAUUACACUCUCAACUCGA
Theobroma cacao (cacao) is the source of this 1635-nucleotide messenger RNA. RefSeq lists its product as uncharacterized. The record is from RefSeq and is a predicted model, not a curated record. NCBI's taxonomy places the organism in Eukaryota, Viridiplantae, Streptophyta, Magnoliopsida, Malvales, Malvaceae. Gene Ontology annotation, molecular function: protein binding.